GUGAAUCGCCACGUCGGUUGUUAGUUGGCACCAAGCUUAAUUUCCUCCUCGUCUUCAUCGUUCACCAUGACCUCCCGCAUAAACAUUGGUCGUCCAGCUUCAACAAGCUAUCAUAGCCCAGAUCCCCAUGGAUUCGCAAACUCACAACCUUCUACAGGUUACAGAGCAGCUAACCCAGACCAUCCUCUCGAAAGGAUUCGAGCAGUUGCUAAACAAGUCGAAGACGCUAUCGAGAUAUAUUCUCAGCCCUUGAAACCUCAUUUACCUACUAUCGGCCGGUUCUUGAUUAUCGUCACGUUCUAUGAGGAUGCUCUGAGGAUUAUGACACAGUGGAAUGAUCAGCUUUGGUACCUCCAAACACAUAGGUAUUUCUACCCGGGAAUCUCCCACCUCUUUCUACUGCUCAAUGUCAUCACAAUGCUUGUCGCUUCCUCAGCCGUCAUCAUGAAAAGGUACACAGAAUAUGCGGUCAUCGGUCUCCUCGGCGUAGUUGUCAUUCAAGGCUUCGGAUAUGGCCUGAUGUUCGACCUCACUUUCUUCCUUCGUAACUUGAGCGUCAUAGGCGGUCUCAUCAUGGUGUUUAGCGAAACCAUGAUCAACAAAAAGAAAAGCUUUGCCGGUAUCCCGUCUAUGAGUGAAACAGACCGCAAGAAAUACUUCCUCCUAGCAGGUCGCGUCCUUCUCAUCUUCCUCUUCUUUGGCUUCAUUAUCCAAGGAAAAUGGAGCAUAGGCCGCGUAUUCAUGUCCCUCUUCGGUCUUGCAGCAUGCACUAUGGUAGCUAUCGGCUUCAAAGCAAAAUGGUCUGCGACCUUCCUUGUCAUCCUACUCAGUGUCUUCAACGUCUUUGCGAACAACUGGUGGAGCGUUCAUAGUGCGCAUCCUCAGCGUGAUUUUCUUAAGUACGAUUUCUUCCAGACGCUCUCUAUCGUCGGAGGUCUCAUCCUUCUCGUGAAUAUUGGACCCGGUGGUCUCUCGGUAGACGAGAAGAAAAAGACAUACUAGAGCAAAGACUCUUUGUUUUCUUUAUUGGCACCAUAACAACAGUAUUACCGUUAUCCCGCAGAAGAUGCCUAGGAUCGCUUGAAUGCCUGUCGUGUCGGACGCCUCGGUACUCAUACAUAGUACAUAUAUCCCAUAUCGCAUUGUCAAUAACUAUGGCAUAGUCGAUUUGUCAUCACCGCAUAGAGAUACCAGUCCUCAUCAAAGUUUUUUUGCACAUAUAGAUG
Suillus discolor is the source of this 1226-nucleotide messenger RNA. Its product is annotated as SURF4 family-domain-containing protein. Gene Ontology annotation, cellular component: membrane; endoplasmic reticulum; endoplasmic reticulum-Golgi intermediate compartment. Bases 67 to 1002 code for a protein of 311 amino acids. The transcript is spliced from 7 exons. Lineage: Eukaryota; Fungi; Basidiomycota; Agaricomycetes; Boletales; Suillaceae. Gene Ontology annotation, biological process: Golgi organization. The record is from RefSeq and is a predicted model, not a curated record.